GCAGUGGUGUAGUGUUUAUGUUCAACAGCUGUAGUGACGCCCCAUAACUACCAUAACCACUACCAUAACCACUACUACUUGUGACUACUACCAUCGAGGAUUGUCUGUUCAAUUUACUUUAUAUCACAACAGGAUUUAUCAAACAAAUUCCUGUUUGUUCAUCAGUGGUGACUUACGGUGACUAUGAGUGGAAGCAAACAGCGUCCUAGUAUCCUUGACAAAUCCCUGAGCCGGGGUAGGACAGAGGUUAGCCUGACAGCUUAUGCCUUGCUCUUCUCCGAGAUGGUCCAGUACUCCCACAACCGCGUCACCAGUGUUAACGAGCUGCAUAACAAAUUGUCCGAGUUAGGUCAACGAGUGGGCGUGAGGAUGGUGGAACUGCUGUUUGUGAGGGAACGCAACUACAAGAGAGAGACGAAACUACUUAACAUUCUGCUUUUCGUAAAGGGAACAUUGUGGAAGUCACUGUUUGGUAAAGAGGCGGACAAGUUGGACCGAGCGACGGACGACGAGCGCAUUUACUACCUCAUAGAGAAGGAGCCGCUCGUCAACCGCUUCAUAUCCGUGCCUCGAGACAAGAGUUCCAUCAACUGCGCCGCGUUCAUAGCUGGCAUCAUUGAGUCUGUCCUCAAUUCAACGGGAUUUCCGGCAAAGGUGACAGCACUGUGGCAUAAAGGUACAACGUUCAUGAUCAAGUUUGAUGAUGCAGUGUUAACGCGAGAAAAACAGCUGGAGGGGCGGUGAUUUCACAAACCUGAGUACAGUGCAAGAAAUUUUCCUCUUGUAAUAGGUACAGUAAUGGUAAGCCCGGAGGGAAUCUGUUCUCUGAAAUGGGGAGAGAUUAUAUUGUUAAGUUUCUUUUGAUGUGAACUUCAGGAAUAUUAUGAAGACUUAAAAAUACAGCAAGAGUUUUAUUGUCAAUUACUGUACUGUGUCUAGCAUCUACAGCAAAUUGCAAGAACGUUUCUCAUAGUUAUUCCAGUAUAAUGAAAACUAUUGGACAGCAUAUUACAGUAAGUACAGUAUUUUAAUAACUGUUUACAAUAAUGCCAGUCUUAAAUAUUAUUCAGCAUUAUAACAAAACAUAACCUGUACAGAAUCAUUUAUAAGUCAAACAUUUUAGACAAAUUUAGUCACUACAGUAUUUAGGCAUUGGAGGUUGAAGUAUUGAGAGAUGCUGUAAAAGAAAUUCUCGAUACAGGACCUUUCUGGUUAGUCAGGUGUUGGAUAAUAAAACUCUUACUGUCA
Molecule: messenger RNA, 1248 nt
Organism: Homarus americanus (American lobster)
Lineage: Eukaryota; Metazoa; Arthropoda; Malacostraca; Decapoda; Nephropidae
Gene: Trs31
Product: trafficking protein particle complex subunit 5-like
Exons: 5
Coding region: 184-744 (186 amino acids)
Biological process (GO): endoplasmic reticulum to Golgi vesicle-mediated transport
Cellular component (GO): TRAPPIII protein complex; TRAPPI protein complex; TRAPPII protein complex
Source: RefSeq, a predicted model, not a curated record